Drosophila montana is the source of this 4030-nucleotide messenger RNA. RefSeq names its product probable multidrug resistance-associated protein lethal(2)03659. Bases 16 to 3921 code for a protein of 1301 amino acids. Gene Ontology annotation, molecular function: ATP binding; ABC-type transporter activity; ATP hydrolysis activity. The record is from RefSeq and is a predicted model, not a curated record. The transcript has 7 exons. Gene Ontology annotation, biological process: transmembrane transport. Gene Ontology annotation, cellular component: membrane. Lineage: Eukaryota; Metazoa; Arthropoda; Insecta; Diptera; Drosophilidae.
AUAGUAGCAUUUACAAUGCCUCAUUUGAAAGCCGAUGAGCUACCGGAGAAUCCGCGAGAACGUAUCAAUCCAUUGUCGGAGCUCAUGUUCUGCUUUGUCUUUCCCGUUCUGUUCAAGGGCCACAAAAAGACACUGGAACAAUCAGAUUUAUAUCGGCCACUGAAAGAGCACAAAUCGGAUGCACUUGGAGAUCGCUUGUGCGCCGCCUGGGAUGAGGAACUACUUCAGAGAUCAGCUCAAGGGAAACCACCUCGCUUGGGGCGCGUUGUGGCGCGCACCUUCGGCUGGCAUCUAUUUGUGACUGGUGUGCUAUUGGGCUCCAAAGAAUUGCUAACCAAGGUUACCCAGCCCAUUUGCCUCUUUGGUGUUAUGGCCUACUUCUCGGGCGAGGAUCCGGAUCCAAUUAAGGGCCAGUUGUACGCGGUGGCCCUUAUAGCAACUUCUGUGUUUUCCGUGGUCACAGGUCAUCCCUGUAUGCUGGGCAUCAUGCAUCUGGGCAUGAAAAUGCGCGUAGCUCUCUGCAGCCUGGUCUAUCGGAAGGCAUUGCGUUUGAGUCAUACAGCUUUGGGGAAUACAUCGAUAGGUCAGGUGGUGAAUCUGCUGUCCAACGAUGUGGGACGCUUCGAUUCUGUCCUAUCCAAUAUACAUUAUUUAUGGCUAGGCCCGCUGGAAUUGGUUAUAGUAACCUAUUUAAUGUAUGAAAAGAUUAACGUCGCCUGCUUCUUUGGCGUGACUCUGAUGCUGCUUUUUAUGCCCCUACAGUCUUACCUGGCGCGAAGGACAUCAACGUUGCGCCUGCUCACGGCCCUGCGAACGGACGAGCGCGUCCGAAUGAUGAACGAGAUCAUAUCGGGCAUCCAAGUAAUUAAGAUGUAUGCCUGGGAAAAGCCUUUUGGCAAACUUGUGGAGCUUACGCGUUCCAAUGAGAUGAUCUGCAUCAAGAAAGUCAACUAUAUACGUGGUAUUCUCAUCGCUUUUGGCAUGUGCCUAUCCCGUACCUUUGCCUUUGUCAGCCUGGUGGGUUUCGUGCUGCUAGGAAACAUUUUGACUGCCGGCGAGGCCUUCUUCAUCACCGCCUACUACAGCCUACUGCAACGGGCAGUAACAAGUUUCUUUCCGAUGAGCAUUUCUCAAUUAAUGGAGCUUCAAGUAAGCAUCAAACGUCUCGAGACCUUUAUGAAUCGGGAGGAAAGGCAGCUCAAGGAUAGCGAGACCGAUAAAGACAAGUUCGUGCUUAACGGAGAUGUGAUACGAAACAAAAACAGUGAAGAAUCCCUUGUUGAAUUCAGUCAAUUCAAUGCCAAGUGGGACACCAACGCCACAGAGAACACCCUGGAGAAUAUCAAUCUGAAAUUGGGUCGCCGACAGCUAGUCGCGGUGAUUGGACCCGUCGGCUCAGGCAAAUCCAGUUUAAUACAAUCCAUUCUCGGUGAGCUGCCCUGUGAAAAAGGCAGCCUUAAAGUCAAUGGCAAAUUCUCAUAUGCCGCUCAAGAACCUUGGCUCUUCACUGGAACUGUUCGUGAAAACAUAUUGUUUGGAUUAACCCUGGACAAGCAUCGCUAUCGCACAGUGGUUAAGAAAUGUGCACUAGAAAAUGACUUGGAACUUCUUCCUCAAGGAGAUAAGACGAUCGUGGGCGAAAGGGGAGCUUCUCUUUCCGGCGGACAGAAAGCGCGCAUUAGCCUGGCAAGAGCUGUGUAUCGUAGGGCGGACAUUUACCUGCUGGAUGAUCCACUCAGUGCUGUGGAUACGCACGUGGGUCGUCAUCUGUUUGACCAGUGCAUGAGAGGGUAUCUAAGGAGCGAGCUGGUCAUAUUGGUUACACAUCAACUUCAAUUUCUUGAGCUCGCGGAUCUCAUUGUAAUAAUAAAUAAAGGGCAAAUCAGUGCAAUGGGAACCUAUACAACGAUGCAGCGCAGUGGCCUGGAUUUUGCACAGCUCUUAGCCAGUCCCAACAAGGCCAUUGGGGAGUUCGAUGAAAACGCUGGUGACUCCUUGGAUAAGAAAUUUAACCGACAGACAUCACAGACAGACAGUAUAAAUUCAGUAAGCUCACUGACCGAGUCUAUUGCUCCAGAGGAGCCUACGGCUUGCCAGGAAACUCGGGUGGAAGGCAAAAUCGGCUUGGGUCUCUAUAGGGAGUACUUCACAGCAGGAAGUGGUUGGUUCCUCAUAAGUCUUCUGGUAUUUCUUUGCUUGGGUACACAAAUUGUGGGUUCCUCAGCUGAUGUUUUUCUCUCCUAUUGGGUUGACAAGAACAAAAACGCCGCAGACAGAGACUCGGAUUCCCUCGAUAUUUACUACUUCACCGCCCUUAACAUAGCCGUCAUAGUAUUCACCCUCGUCCGGACUAUGCUCUUCUAUAUCCUGGCCAUGCGCAGCUCCACAAAGCUCCAUAACGCCAUGUUUCGUGGCAUUACCAGAGCGGCAAUGUACUUCUUUAACACAAACCCUUCCGGUCGGAUAUUAAAUCGGUUCUCAAAGGAUCUGGGGCAGAUAGAUGAGAUCCUGCCCACCGUCAUGCUGGACGUGAUUGAGAUCUUUCUGUCACUAACGGGCAUUAUUGUUGUUAUCUGUAUAACUAAUCCUUAUUAUCUCAUCCUAACUCUUGCUCUGGGGAUCGUUUUCUAUUAUAUUCGAGAGUUUUACCUAAAGACCUCGAGAGAUGUUAAGCGAUUGGAGGCAGUUGCCAGAUCUCCGAUCUAUUCCCACCUCAGUGCUUCUCUCAAUGGACUCCCUACGAUUAGAGCCAUGGAAGCUCAGAAGGCGCUUAUUGCCGAGUUCGAUAACCUGCAGGAUCUGCACAGCUCCGGCUACUACACUUUCCUGUCUACAAAUCGUGCAUUUGGCUACUACCUGGACUGCUUUUGCACAUUGUACAUUGUGAUAAUUAUACUCAACUACUUCAUCAACCCACCCGAAAACUCUGGUGAGGUGGGAUUAGCAAUUACGCAAGCCAUGGGCAUGACUGGAAUGGUACAGUGGGGCAUGCGACAAUCUGCGGAGCUGGAGAACACCAUGACAGCGGUGGAACGUGUCGUGGAGUACGAUGAGAUCGAGCCUGAAGGCGAAUAUGAGUCCCAACCAAGCAAAAAGCCACCAAUCACAUGGCCAGAGCAGGGCAAAAUUGUGGCUGACGAUCUCAGUCUUCGGUAUUUCCCCGAUCCACAGUCCAAAUAUGUGCUCAAGUCUCUCAACUUCGAGAUUAAGCCCAUGGAAAAGGUGGGCAUUGUGGGUCGCACCGGUGCAGGCAAGUCCUCGCUCAUCAACGCCCUCUUCCGCCUCUCCUACAAUGAUGGCUCCAUCAUCAUCGACAGUCGUGACACCAGCGAACUGGGACUUCACGACCUGCGCAGCAAAAUCUCGAUCAUACCCCAGGAACCGGUGCUCUUCUCGGGUAGCAUGCGCUAUAAUCUGGAUCCAUUCGAGGAAUACAGUGAUGCCAAGCUAUGGGAUGCACUGGAGGAGGUCAAGCUGAAGCCUGUCAUCAGCGAGCUACCAAGUGGACUUCAGAGCAAGAUUUCAGAGGGCGGCACCAACUUUAGUGUGGGUCAGAGACAGUUGGUGUGCCUGGCACGUGCUAUUCUUCGCGAGAAUCGUAUCUUGGUGAUGGACGAGGCCACAGCCAAUGUGGAUCCACAGACAGAUGCGCUCAUCCAGGCGACAAUAAGGAAUAAGUUCAGGGAGUGCACAGUGCUGACAAUAGCCCAUCGGCUGAACACGAUUAUGGACUCAGACAAGGUUAUAGUCAUGGAUGCUGGCCAGCUGGUGGAAUUUGGCUCACCCUAUGAACUGCUGACAGAAUGCGAGUCGAAGAUCUUUCAUAGUAUGGUCAUGGAGACGGGUCAGAGCAGCUUCGAUAGUCUGCUAAAAGUAGCGGAAACGACUCAUUUGGAAUCACAGAAAAUAAAAGCUGCCUAGAAGGAAUUGUUUUAUUGAUUAGAAAAGAUAUUUAAGUGAAUGCUUUUGAUAUUUUAAAUAUUAUAUGUACAAACUAUUAAAUAGUACUGAAUUGAAACUUCCUUAAUAA